UUUUGUUAUCUUUCGUCCGGGGGUGGUACAGAUUUGCAGUGGAGGCUGUAUUUGAGAGUUCCUGUAUAACAUUAUUCGCUUGUAAGGUCGGUUAGAAAGCAUUGUUGGGGAAUCGUCUAAGUUUUCUCUCUAUUAGGAAAUAGAAGCUUUGGGCCUUCGAUCGAGUGAGCGUGGUAUGGAUGUAAAAGAAGCACGGUCGUUGGCCCUGACCCCGACGUGGUCUGUAGCUACUGUGUUGUCUGUCUUUGUUGCUGUUUCCUUGAUCGUGGAGCGCUCCAUUCACCGCUUAAGCCAUUGGUUGCAGAAAACUAAUCGGAAACCUCUAUAUGAAGCUGUGGAGAAAAUGAAAGAGGAGUUGAUGCUGCUGGGGUUAAUAUCUCUUCUUCUUACUGCUACCUCGAGGACGAUUUCAAAUAUUUGUAUUGAAACAAAGUUCUUUGCUAGUAGAUUCGAUCCAUGUUCUGCAUCAGAGGUGGAAGCUUCUGAAGCUGAUAAUUCUACCCACGACCGUAAGCUGUCUAUGGGUUCAAUUCUUCAUCACUCAUUUAGAAGCAUGCUGAGCAGCUUGAAUCAGAAUACCUGUAAAAAGGGUCAUGAGCCAUUUGUUUCAUAUGAAGGCUUGGAGCAGCUGCAUCGCUUCAUCUUUGUGAUGGCAAUAACUCAUGUAUCUUAUAGCUGCUUAACAAUGCUUUUGGCAAUUGUAAAGAUCCAUUCUUGGAGGACGUGGGAAGAUGAAGCUCAUAUGGACCAGCAUGCUUCAUUAACUGGAACAACAAGAGAGUCAAUAUUGCAAAGGCAAUCUACAUUUGUGAAGUUUCAUACAUCAAAUCCUUUGGGAAGAAAUAGUUUUCUUGUUUGGAUGACUUGCUUCUUCCGGCAAUUUGGACAUUCAGUGAUUCGUGCUGAUUACCUAACACUCCGCAUGGGCUUCAUCACGAACCACAACCUUACAGCAAAAUUUGAUUUUCACAGCUAUAUGGUUCGCUCUAUGGAAGAGGAAUUCCAAAGGAUUGUUGGUGUGAGUGCACCGUUGUGGGGAUUUGUUGUUGCUUUUAUGCUGUUUAAUGUGAAAGGCUCUAAUCUUUAUUUCUGGAUAGCCAUCAUUCCUAUUAUUCUUGUGCUUAUGGUGGGUACAAAGCUACAACAUAUUGUUGCAACUUUGACAUUGGAGAAUGCAGGCAUAAAUGGAUUCUUCGGGGGAACAAAAUUAAAACCUCGAGAUGAACUUUUCUGGUUUAAGAAGCCAAAAUUAUUAUUAUCCUUGAUCCAUUUUGUUCUGUUCCAGAAUGCGUUUGAGCUCGCAUCCUUUUUCUGGUUUUGGUGGCAGUUUGGGUACGAUUCAUGCUAUAUUAGGAGCCACUUUCUGGUCUAUACCCGGCUGAUUUUGGGGUUUGCCGGACAGUUCCUCUGCAGCUACAGCACCUUGCCACUCUAUGCACUGGUUACCCAGAUGGGAACACACUACAAGGCAGCCUUGAUCCCACAGAGAAUUAGAGACACAAUCCAUGGUUGGGGAAAGGCAACAAGGAGGAGGCGACGGCAUGGACACGUAACUGAUGAUUCAACCAUACACACGGAAGCAAGCACAAGGUUCUCCUGCCUCUCCAUAGAGGAAGAUGAUCAGCUGUUGGUUAAGAGCCCUGCUGCUGGUGAGUACACUGACAUUGAGUUGCAACCCAUUGCAACUACGACAGCUAGUCCCUCUCCAGUUGCUAAUGAGACUUCAAGUUUGGCUGGUAUGCCUCUCUUAAAGGUCUCAACUUCUCUUUCGUCCUCAACCUCCGUCACUCUUCAUCAAGGCAGAACUCCCAGAUCCAAUUCAAUGCCAAGCAGGAGAGGAUGAAUGUACUGAGGAUCGCCAUACAUCUUAAGAGUGCUGAACAUAUAGAGAUUGUCCUAGUCCGUAGAUGUACAAAGGAAUUUAUGUAGGAGCUUUGAUGGUUUACAAGGGAAAUUUUGUAGUGCUAGUUCACAGUUGUAUAGGAAGGAAAUGCAGUAUGGCAUCCAUUGUAGUCUUAUACAGGUGAAAAUAUAAGGACAAACUGGUGAUAUUUUGUAAGUUUAUCAUACUUGCAUUUAUAGCUGUAUUCUUAAGAGACAACAAAUGAAACGACUGGAAAUAUAUGACUUUACUAUCUGUA
Messenger RNA from Telopea speciosissima, 2141 nucleotides. RefSeq names its product MLO-like protein 11. The record is from RefSeq and is a predicted model, not a curated record. NCBI's taxonomy places the organism in Eukaryota, Viridiplantae, Streptophyta, Magnoliopsida, Proteales, Proteaceae. Bases 176 to 1843 code for a protein of 555 amino acids. Gene Ontology annotation, cellular component: membrane. The transcript is spliced from 15 exons. Gene Ontology annotation, biological process: defense response.